Lolium perenne is the source of this 1265-nucleotide messenger RNA. Its product is annotated as probable BRI1 kinase inhibitor 1. Gene Ontology annotation, cellular component: plasma membrane. The record is from RefSeq and is a predicted model, not a curated record. Gene Ontology annotation, molecular function: kinase inhibitor activity. Lineage: Eukaryota; Viridiplantae; Streptophyta; Magnoliopsida; Poales; Poaceae.
CUCUUCAUCUUACAGGCUUUUACACCUCGAUCAAACCCCCUCGUUCCUAAUCUUCUCAUCUUCUCUCUCGCGCGCCAGCAUGCGUCCCCCACAACAGCUGCCGGCAACCUAACCUGCUUGCCACCCACGCGCGCGCGAGGACGCGCACAAACCCUACGGCCCAAAGCCAUGGACGCACCACGGCCACGGUCACCUCCACCUCUGUUCAUGCCAACCACGCCUCCCCCUCCCCCACCAUCACCGCCACCGUUCUUCCCCUCGCCUUCGCACGACUUCUCCUUCUCCUUCCCUCCGCUCCCUUCCUCGCCUCCUCCUUUCCACGCCCGCCUCCGCGCGCUUCCACUUCCGGCCGUCGCCGCCGACAUGUCCCGGACACCCAUCGGCCGCGUCGGCAGCGACAUCAGCCACAACAACUACGCCAAAGCGAACCGCCGUCAUCAAACCACAAGUCACACCAGCAGCAGCGAGGACUUCAAGGACAGGGACAGGGCCAAGAACAGGGCCUCGCCUUUCUUCUCCGGCUUUGGCGGCGCGUGGAGAUCAGGCGAGGGCAGAGACGACGCGGCCGAGGACAGGAGGAAGGUGAAGGGGAAGAGAGGGCCGCUAGAGGUGGGCCAGAGGGUGAGGAAGUACAUGGCGUCCCUGGUGGAGCAGCUGCUCGCCUCCUUCUCCCGGCUCGGCGAGAGGGAGCGGCGGGAGCAGCGGCGGAGGCCGCACUCGUUCUCGGGGAGCGGGCCGGGCGCCGCGGCGGCAGCCGCGAGGGAGCGGGAGCGGUGGAGGCAGAGACGCGGGCAGCUGUCGUCCGCGCCGGCGUCGCUGCGCGCGUCACCGGUGAACAGCGGGCACCUGUCCGUCGGCGGGUCCGUGAAGGUGUCGACGUCGUCGGAGGAGAGCACGAUGGAGGAGCUGCAGAGCGCCAUCCAGGCCGCCAUCGCGCACUGCAAGAACUCCAUCGCCGUGGCCAAGGAGUAGACGUGUCGCGCCCCGGCGCCCGGCCCCGGACACUUGCUAGUGUAGCUGUGUGGGGUGGGUGGCGUGCGUCGGUGCAUGUUCACGUGCCGGCCGGUCGCCAUGCGUGAUGCUUCCGAAUCAGAAGCUCUCGGUUGGGUAGGUUCCGAGCAUGAACUUCACUCGGUUUCUUACAUCUCAGAUUUUCCUGCUUGCAGUUGCAAAUACUACGUAUGUAAUUAAGAAGCACGUGUAAACAAUAUGAAAACAUAGCGAAGGAAAUAGGAAGUUAUUAGCGAGCAUGUACAUUUUUGCAA